Messenger RNA from Alternaria arborescens, 330 nucleotides. RefSeq lists its product as hypothetical. The transcript has a single exon. NCBI's taxonomy places the organism in Eukaryota, Fungi, Ascomycota, Dothideomycetes, Pleosporales, Pleosporaceae. Gene Ontology annotation, molecular function: RNA-DNA hybrid ribonuclease activity; nucleic acid binding. Bases 1 to 330 code for a protein of 109 amino acids. The record is from RefSeq and is a predicted model, not a curated record.
AUGCUUGAAGAGCAUUCCAAGAGAGCAAUACUUGCCAUUCCUCAACACAUCAAGAUCUGGCAACCCAUUCUUCUUGCACCAGACAACUCUGACCCCGUUCCUCUCCCCGACGAGGCCACGAUUGGGCGAGACAUUCUCGAAUUACUCCGGUUCCUCCCCAUCGAACCCGGAAGGGUUCAGAUGUUCUGGGUUCCGACGCACUCGGGAAUUGCCGGCAACGAACGCGUCGAUAAGAAGGCUGGAAUGGCCUCUAAGCAGGCGAAGGAUUUGGCGAACUUCCCUUUCGCCCGACCUAGGUUGGCACUCACAAGACAUUUGAUACCAUCUUGA